Molecule: messenger RNA, 1752 nt
Organism: Adineta ricciae
Lineage: Eukaryota; Metazoa; Rotifera; Eurotatoria; Adinetida; Adinetidae
Source: the annotation of a GenBank genome assembly
AUGUCUCGUCAAAAGUCUGAACAAGAACACUUGCAAAUGAUUGGUACGAAAAAUUGUGAUCAACCAGAAACAAAAACUCUUCUGAUUACAACUGUGGACAAAUACGAGACGAACAUUGUCCAAGGUAAUCGCGAUAAUUGGAGUAAUCGUGUUGUUUAUCUAUUAUCGAUUAUUGGCUUCGUUGUUGAUCUGGGCAAUGUUUGGCGAUUUCCAACAACUUGCUAUCGAAAUGGCGGUGGUGCCUUUCUCAUUCCCUACUUUACAUUUUUAUUUCUUGUUGGUCUUCCCUGUAUGUAUAUGGAAUUAGCCAUUGGACAAUAUCAUCGUCUCGGCUACUUAACCAUUUGGAAUAAAAUUUGUCCACCACUGAAAGGAAUUGGCUAUUCAAUGUUAAUCAUUAACUUCUAUGUGUUAUCAUAUUAUAACACGAUUAUUGCCUGGUCGAUUCAUUAUUGCAUAGCAUCAUUUCGUGCCGUUGUUCCAUGGACCUUUUGUAAGAACGAUUGGAAUACCGAGAAUUGCUAUUCGCUACAUGGCAAACAGAUUUUGAAUAUCACAUCGAAUGUUUCAGCAUCAUCGGCUGAUGAAUACUUCGAACGGCGAAUGUUGAAAUCACAUUUAUCACCAAGCAUAAAUUUAUUGGGUUCAUUACAAUGGGAGCUAGUUGGAUGUUCCAUGCUGGUUUUUCUUCUUAUUUAUCUAUCGAUUUUCAAAGGAGUUAAAACAGCUGGAAAAGCUAUUUGGUUCACUGCUUUAGUGCCCUAUUUUGUAUUGAUUAUCUUACUGUUUCGUUCGUUAACAUUGGAUGGAAUAUUUGAAGGUUUGAAAUAUUAUGUUGCACCAUCCUUCGAACGUCUGAGCGAAUAUUCUGUUUGGCAAGCAGCUGCCGUUCAAAUUUUCUUCAGUUUAGGGCCUGGUUUCGGUGUUUUACUUAGUUACGCUAGUUUUACCGAUAAACAUGAUAAUGUUUCGAAUACGGCUUUGACCGCCAGUUUAAUUAAUUGUUGUACAAGUUUACUAUAUGGAACAGUUGUUUUCGCUGGCCUGGGAUAUUUAUCGUACCGAUUGAAAAGUGACGUACGACAAUUUACUGAAAGUAAUAUGGGUCUGGUUUUUGUUGUUUACCCAGAGAUUUUAACAUCUAUUCGCGGUGCACCUUUCUUUUCCGUCCUUUUCUUUAUCAUGCUUAUAACAUUAGGACUUGAUAGUGUCUUCGCCGGUGCUGAAAGUGUUUAUACAGCAUUAUCGGAUGAAUUUCCCAAAUUAGCGAGAUGUCCUCGUGUAUCACGUGCAUUCGUUGUCUUAAUCCCAUUCUUAGCAUCGAUUCCGACAUUGACUCACGGUGGAAAAUAUGUCGUUCAUUUCAUGGAUUUCUUCGGUACAUCGCCCUCAAUUAUGUUCAUUGUUUUGUCUGAGCUUGUGGCCACGGUGUGGCUAUAUGGAAUCGAUCGAUUCAAUCAAGAUGUGGAAACUAUGACUGGACGAAAACCAAGUAUCUACUGGCGUAUUACAUGUCGCUAUAUCGCUCCAGGGAUACUCCUCGUACUCUAUGUUUGUUCAUUUAUCCAAUUCGAUAGUCAAGAGUUUCUCUCGUUUGGCGGUCAAAAAACAGCUGUAAAAGUUAGCAUUGCAGGAUGGAUAAUGAGUACUAUUUCGACAUUACCCAUACCAGUUUACGCGAUCUGGUGGUUUAUUUUUCGACGAGAGAAGAAAAUAUCUCAACAAACAACAGCAACAACAAUUAUUGGAUAG